AUGUCAUCAUGGCCCUCAGCCUAUGGGAGGGUCACAUUGUUGCUUUUGUUCUUGGUUGAGGCAUUGGUGUUUUGCUUUGCACGUUCCUGGGUGAUGUCUGUUCUCAUGUAUUGCACUGUCAGAGGUGAGAGACAGGAGGAGGUUGGCCACAGAUUCAUCAUGUUUGAACAUGAUGCAGAGAACAACUUUGUGCCUCCCCCUGAAUACACCAAUGAGAAGGUGAAGGUCCCCAAGACUGGCCAGCCCUGUGGGGCCAGUACUGGCCAGUAUCUAAAUAAUAAGGGACAUGCCCAUGGAAUGUGA
Suillus subaureus is the source of this 303-nucleotide messenger RNA. RefSeq lists its product as uncharacterized. Bases 1 to 303 code for a protein of 100 amino acids. The record is from RefSeq and is a predicted model, not a curated record. Lineage: Eukaryota; Fungi; Basidiomycota; Agaricomycetes; Boletales; Suillaceae. The transcript is spliced from 2 exons.